Molecule: messenger RNA, 715 nt
Organism: Triticum dicoccoides
Lineage: Eukaryota; Viridiplantae; Streptophyta; Magnoliopsida; Poales; Poaceae
Product: zinc finger protein ZAT11-like
Exons: 1
Coding region: 77-550 (157 amino acids)
Source: RefSeq, a predicted model, not a curated record
UUGUCCAUCACUAGCAGAAUAGCAAAACGUCUGUAAGCAGCACGUGUACACGUUGAUCUAGCUCGCUAGUAUAACAAUGGACGUGGCCAGUGGUGAUGCACGGUCGCCGAUCAAGUUGAUAGAGCUGCUGCUUAAGCUAUCUUCGCCGGCAGCGUCUAGCAGGGUGAUCGGCAAGAACAAGCGGGUGCAGCUGCAGGCCGCCGGCGGCGCCUACGAGUGCCGGACGUGCGGCCGCCGGUUCGCCACGUUCCAGUCGCUGGGCGGCCACCGGACCAGCCACAAGCGGCCGCGGGUGCGCGCGCACGGCCUCGAUCUCCUGCUCGGCGCGCGCCCAGGCAAGGCCAGGGCCCCGGUGCAGCUGCACCGCUGCGGCACGUGCGGCCAGGCGUUCCCCACGGGGCAGGCGCUCGGCGGGCACAUGCGCCGCCACAGGCCGGCCGUGGCCGCCGCGACGUGGACGGAGACGGCCACGUCGUCGUCGACCUCGUGCCUCUCUGUGUCUGGUCAGCAUGACGAUGCCGAUUGGCCUACUUUAAUACAGUUUAUAUGAGGGAUUAGUGCUACUGUCUAUAAGUUGGCAUUGGUUGAUUUGUAGUGGUUUGCUUUGCUCUACUCUCGGUGAAUGCAUGCACUCUACUACACGGUAUAAAUGUUUAUUGUAAUACUCGCAAAAAAAAUCUAUUGCAGUGCCAAUACGCGCACAUGUGUGAUGUAA